Messenger RNA from Penicilliopsis zonata CBS 506.65, 1102 nucleotides. RefSeq lists its product as hypothetical. The coding region runs from base 227 to 1024 and encodes 265 amino acids. Gene Ontology annotation, molecular function: oxidoreductase activity, acting on the CH-OH group of donors, NAD or NADP as acceptor. The record is from RefSeq and is a predicted model, not a curated record. NCBI's taxonomy places the organism in Eukaryota, Fungi, Ascomycota, Eurotiomycetes, Eurotiales, Aspergillaceae. The transcript has 3 exons.
UAUUAAAAGUGACAGCCAACUCGGCAACGGAACUUUUGUUAGGCGGUCGCCCCGCACCGCGAGGGGUAAAGCGUUGAGGGGGGUUGUUUUGUCUCGUGACGUGAGGGGUCUGCUCGGUCGGGUAUUGAGAAGUUGCUUUAUAACGUGGGAGUGUCUUCAACCCGCAUUGCUCGGUUGAUUUGCAUUCAAAGAGCAUCGGGAGACGAGAUUAGAUACAGUAAAGAAUAUGUCAGCUUCCGUUACUUCUCUGUUCUCCCUCAGCGGACAGACCGCCGUGGUCACUGGCGGCACGCGGGGGAUCGGGCAGGCCAUGGCCAUUGCCCUUGCUGAGGCUGGGGCAGACAUUGUGCUGGUCCAGAGAGACGAGUCGAACACCGCUACCCGGGAUGAGAUCAUCAACCGGAUCGGCCGAAAGGCUUGGAUCCAUGUUGCAGAGCUGACGAAUCGCGAAUCCGUCAAAGCCAUUAUUCCCGCGGUAGUGAAGCAGGGGAUCAAGCCCCAGAUCCUGUUGACCUGUGCUGGAAUCCAAAGAAGACAUCCGAGCGAAAAGUUCCCGGAUGAGGACUGGGAUGAGGUCCUCGAGGUCAACCUGUCGUCGGUCUUUGCUCUGUGCCGUGAAUUUGGCGCCUACCUGCUGGCUCGCGAUGCGUCUGAAUUCCCUACCGGCCGUCGCGGUUCCAUCAUCAACGUCGCUUCUCUUCUCUCCUUCCAGGGUGGUAUCACGGUGCCUGCCUACGCUGCAUCCAAGGGAGGUAUCGCACAGCUGACCAAGGCCCUGUCCAACGAAUGGAUCGCCAAGGGCAUCAACGUCAAUGCGAUCGCCCCGGGCUACAUCGCCACGGACAUGAACACUGCUCUUAUCAACGACCAGAACCGGAACGCUGGGAUCAUGGCCCGCAUCCCUGCUGGCCGAUGGGGCACUCCCGAAGAUUUCAAGGGGACGGUCGUCUAUCUGGCUAGCCCGGCUAGCGCCUAUGUUUCAGGAGAUAUUCUGUGUGUCGACGGUGGCUGGAUGGGUCGGUAAAAGAGAAAUUCGAAGAAAUAAAAAGGGGUCUGGCAAAGAUCGUAUGAUUACAGAAGUCCUCCGCCCCCCCCCCCCCCC